This is a messenger RNA of Auanema sp. JU1783, 942 nucleotides long. NCBI's taxonomy places the organism in Eukaryota, Metazoa, Nematoda, Chromadorea, Rhabditida, Rhabditidae. The record is from the annotation of a GenBank genome assembly.
AUGAGUGGAACUGGGUUUUCUGAAGCUGCAAUGCGAGCAAAGCUUGCCAAAUUAACUAGUCAGCAAGAAUCAAUUCAAACCUUGUCUUUAUGGUUACUCCAUCAUCAGAGGAAGAGUGCUGAUGCGAUAACUCAUGUCUGGUUAAAAGAAAUCAAGAUGGAAACCAACGCCUCCCGUCUAGUUAAUCUAAUAUAUCUUGCCAAUGAUGUCAUCCAGAAUUCCCGUAAAAAGGCUCCAGAGUUUAUGGGGAAGUUCUUCCACGUUCUGGAACCCGCUUUCAAAUACUGUUCGAGAAUUCAAGCGACUGAGCUGGAGAGGGCUGUGCAGAAAGUAUUAAAAGUCUUUACGGAUCGACAGAUUUAUAGUUUAGAACAGUUAUCAAAGUUAGAAAAUGCCGCGCAUGGAAAGAAACAUUCUCACGUCCAAUCCACUAGUCAAAAUACAGUAACAGUAGAUCCACCUACGCUCUAUGAUCCUGAAGUGGUUACGAAAACAGUCGAAGAACUUAUAGAAUCGUUGCAUUUAAUGAAGAAUCCUGCUAGUUUGGACGAAAAUAUUAGGGGAAAGUUAGCAUGCUAUCCAGAAGCAGUAGGAACACCGUCUAUGCUUGAAUCGAUUAAAAAUGCGGAUGAGAUGAAAGAUUUAAUGAGACAUGUGGAUGAAGCUGAACCGCUUGCUAGGGAUUAUUGUAAAAGACUUGCUGAUGAAAUGAUGGAAAGGAGGAACUUGCAAAAACUUUUGGAUGCUAUGCUUGUUCAAGUGCGUGCUACUGUGGAUCAUCAAGAAACUGUUUUGAGAGAAGUGAAGCGAAAAGAAGAUCAAGUCAAAUCAGAUUUAACAGAGAUCCACAAAACUCUUGAAUCCUUACCUGAUCUCUCAGAUAUACCCGUAGAUACUCCUUUACCAUCUCUAGAAAAAUUGUUUGAAUCUAACCUGAAUUAG